Molecule: messenger RNA, 2219 nt
Organism: Agrilus planipennis (emerald ash borer)
Lineage: Eukaryota; Metazoa; Arthropoda; Insecta; Coleoptera; Buprestidae
Product: protein MTO1 homolog, mitochondrial
Exons: 10
Coding region: 193-2202 (669 amino acids)
Biological process (GO): tRNA wobble uridine modification; tRNA methylation
Cellular component (GO): cytosol
Molecular function (GO): flavin adenine dinucleotide binding
Source: RefSeq, a predicted model, not a curated record
CUGUGGCUUAACCUAUAAUUUAACAUACAUACAUAAAUAUCAAUCAUAUCAUAUUAAUUAAUUUUGUAUCUACGUAUGUAACAAAUUCGAGGGUAUAUGGGAAACUUUCUUACACUGCUCGUUUGCUCCUUUGCUGCUUUCAGAAUUUCGGGCCCUAGCUUACUGAAAAAGAUGUAAAAGUGCUUUAAGGAGAUGUUGACUGAUGCGAUUGUAUCUCUUCGAACUUUUAAUAAAUUCACAUCAAAAACAUAUUCCAGAAAUGUUAGGUUGCUUUGUACCAAGAAAGAGUAUGAUGUAGUUGUUGUUGGAGGAGGACAUGCUGGCACGGAAGCAUGUUCAGCUUCCUCAAGAAUGGGGGCUUACACUUUACUCAUUACACAUAAAAUGGAAACAAUAGGUGAAAUGUCAUGUAAUCCAGCAUUUGGAGGAAUCGGUAAAGGACACCUGAUGAGAGAAGUUGACGCUUUAGAUGGUGUUUGUCCUAGAAUUUGCGAUUUAUCAGGAAUUCAGUACAAAGUAUUAAAUAAACGUAAGGGCCCAGCUGUGUGGGGUUUAAGAGCACAAAUUGACCGUAACUUGUACAAAAAUCAUUUACAAAAGGAUUUAUUAAAUAAUUACUCAAACCUAGAUAUUCUCGUUGCUUCUGUGGAAGAUCUUAUAGUAGAAAAUGUUACAAUUACUGACAAUAACAAGAUUGAAACAAGUUGUGUUGGUGUGAUUUUAGCUGAUGGAACUAAAAUUAAGUCAAAAACUGUUAUCAUAACAACAGGAACAUUUUUAAAAGCUCACAUAAAUAUUGGCUUAAAAGUUAUACCUGCUGGACGAAUGGGUGAUCAGUCUGCUGUAGGCUUGGGAAAUACUUUAGAAUCUCUUGGUUUACAAACUGGGUAUCUUAGAACCGGAACUCCCCCUAGAUUGAAAGCUAAUACAAUUGAUUACAGUGUUUGCGAUGUUCAAAAAGGAGAUAAUCCACCUGUUCCAUUUUCUUUCAUGAAUGAACGUGUCUGGAUAAAGCCAGAAAAUCAGCUGUUAUGCUACAUAACUCAUACAACACCUGUAGUGGAUAGAAUUGUGAAGGAAAACUUACAUCUUAAUAACCAUAUCAAAUCAGAAAGUAACAGUCCGCGUUACUGUCCAAGCAUUGAGGCAAAGGUUCUUAAAUUCAGUGGGAGAAGUCAUCAGAUUUGGUUAGAGCCAGAGGGGUUAAAUUGCAACAUAGUAUAUCCCAAUGGUUUGUCAGUGACUCUACCUGAAGAAUUGCAAGUUGAUUUAAUAAGGGCAAUUCCUGGUUUAGAGAAAGCAGAAAUAUUGCGACCUGGAUAUGGUGUUGAAUAUGAAUACGUUGAUCCUAGAGAAUUAAAAACUAGUCUGGAACUGAAGAGGGUUAAUGGACUAUUCUUAGCUGGCCAAAUUAAUGGGACAACUGGUUAUGAAGAGGCUGCUGCCCAAGGGAUAUUAGCAGGGAUAAAUGCAGCUGCAAAGGUUCUACAUAAAGACCCUCUCGUUAUUAGUCGUAGUGAAGGAUAUAUAGGAGUAUUAGUUGAUGAUCUAACCACUUUAGGAACUGCAGAACCGUACAGAAUGUUUACUAGCAGAGCGGAGUUCAGAUUAUAUCUUCGACCAGACAAUGCUGAUCUUAGACUGACUGAAAAAGGAUAUAAGAUGGGUUGUGUAUCUCAAGAAAGAUAUAGCAAAACAAAAACAAUGGAAAACGCAUUGCAAAAUGGUAUACAAUUGUUAAAAGAUAUAAAUAAAGCUUCUUCUCAAUGGGGAACCCUUCUAAAAAUUCCGGGAUUAACAAAUCACCAACAAAGGAGUGCCUUUGAAAUGUUAGAUUUUAAUAGAGAAGAAAUUACCAUAAGGAAAUUAGCUGCCUGUAUUCCUGAAUUAAAAGUACUAGUUGGAAACGAUUCCUUGGAAAACAGAUUAAAAAUCGAAGCGGCGUACGAGAACGCUAUAAAAAAUCAAGCUGAGCAGGUUGAAGACUUGCAUAGAAAUGAACGUUUGAUAAUUCCAGACAAUAUAGACUACAAUUCUGAUAGCUUAAAUAUAAGUAUGGAAGAAAGGGAAAAACUGUCUUUUAUACAACCUCAGACGAUUGCAGCUGCCAGUAGAAUACCAGGCAUUACUCCUUCGUCAGCGUUUAGACUUUUAAAAUUUGUGAAGAAUACUAAUUCUACUGCAAAAAUUAGUUGUAAAUAAAACUUUAUUCUCGAUAA